UCCUUCUCUCCCUCCUCCUUCUCUCCCUCCUCCUCCUCAUGUUCCUGAUCCCUUUUCCUCUGCUCCUCCUUUUCCCUUAGAGCCAUACACGUGCUCUCCUGCAGCUGCUGCUCUUGUCAAAAAACUGACUCGCAAUCCGAUAUCAAUCCUGUCAGAAUUCUGUCAAAUAGAAAAGCUUGCUUUCUCUCUCUCUGUAGUCAGGGAGCAUGGUCCAGAUCACUCUAGGACAUUUACCAUUGCUGCUUCUUGUCCUCCAUUUUAUGCCGAAGCUGAUGCAACGACCAAGAAAGAGGGAAGAAGAAUGGCAGCAGAACUGGCCUUGCAGAGAAUUCGUGCUUGCAUUGUCGUGGGCAAAAAAGAAAGCACUGGUCUUACUUGGUUUGUAGAUACGACUCCGUCUGCCGAGGGAGAGGAGGAAGAGGAAAGAGCUGGCAAAGACACUGAACUAACUUUUCACGAUCAUAUUGACAGUGUAGCUCAUUCACUACACACAAGGUUGGAAAUAGCUCUUGGCUUGCCCCAGCCAGGUCGUAAAGUCAUGGCUUGCUUUAUUAUGGAGGACUCCGAGACUGGACAGCUCGAGGUUGUUUCGUUUGGUACUGGAACGAGAACAGCCUCGGGCGACCUAUUGGAUCUUAAAGGUGAGGUCGUAUUUGAUUCUCAUGCUGAGAUUAUUGCUCGACGUGGUCUUAAAAUGUUCCUUUACCAAGAGCUCCAGGUCUAUUAUGACGGAGGGGAUGACGUUGAGACGAUUUUUGAAGCAAAUGAAGAUGGCAAGGAGCUGACUUUGAGAGUAAAGAAAAGCAUAAAAUUUCACUUGUACAUAUCUACUGCACCUUGUGGUGAUGGGGCCCAGUUCUCAAGACUGGACAACGAUAACCGAUUGCCUCCUCCCCCAGGCUCACCCCACGUCCCCACUAAUAACGGUAAAUCCCAAGGCGUCCUCAGAACCAAGAUGGAGGGAGGAGAAGGGACCAUACCGAUUGGGCCAGAGACCCAACCACAGACGUGGGAUGGUAUCAUUCAAGGAGGCAGGCUUAGAACAAUGUCGUGCAGUGAUAAGAUUGGCAGCUGGAACGUACUAGGACUUCAAGGAAGUCUCCUCAGUCUCUUUGUGGAGCCUGUCUAUCUCUUCUCUUUAUCUCUCGGCAGUUUACAUCACCACGGUCACCUCUCUCGUGCCGUCUGCUGUCGUUUCCAUGAUCUUGGCCCAUACCUACAGCCUCCUUAUAAGGUCAACCAUCCUCUCCUUGGAAGAGUGAAAGGUGGGGACGAUAUGCCAAGACAUACAGAGAAGACAAGUAAUUUAUCAAUGAAUUGGGUAAUAAACGACGAUAAACCAGAGCUGAAUGACGGGACUACAGGACGUCCCACCUCCUCCUCUUCUUCCCCGCCUGUGUCCCCUGGCACCUCUCAAUUAUCAAAGAGCAACCUCUUUAACGAGUUCCUCUCCCUCUCCUCUGUCAGUGGCCAUACUGACCAUCUCCGUGUCCAGAGCUAUGCUGAAGCUAAGAGCCUUGCUGUUGCUUACCAGGAGACUAAAGGAUUGCUUCACAAGUAUUGCAUGGAGAAAGGGUUUGGGCUCUGGAUGAAGAAACCUCCAGAAAUUGACCAGUUCAGUCAUAAAGAAGAAUCAAUGGAUGUAUAGAGAAAUUGAAACUAAUGAUUUAUUAAUUUAAUCACUUUCUGUAAAAAUUAGUUAUGAAAUG
Molecule: messenger RNA, 1709 nt
Organism: Amphimedon queenslandica
Lineage: Eukaryota; Metazoa; Porifera; Demospongiae; Haplosclerida; Niphatidae
Product: double-stranded RNA-specific adenosine deaminase-like
Exons: 1
Coding region: 302-1648 (448 amino acids)
Biological process (GO): RNA processing; adenosine to inosine editing
Cellular component (GO): nucleolus; cytoplasm
Molecular function (GO): double-stranded RNA binding; tRNA-specific adenosine deaminase activity; adenosine deaminase activity
Source: RefSeq, a predicted model, not a curated record